GGCAGUGACGCUUGCUUUGCGCCCGAGCCGGCCCCUGGGAAACUUAGUUGGGAAACCCUGUUCUUUCUUUCGCGAUCGCUUUUGCUGAAGGCGCCAUGCCGGCCAAGGGGCCCCUCCAGAGCGUUCAGGUUUUCGGCAGGAAGAAAACUGCUACUGCAGUUGCUCACUGCAAAAGAGGAAAUGGACUUAUUAAGGUGAAUGGACGGCCUCUGGAAAUGAUAGAACCUAGAACUCUACAAUACAAACUGCUUGAGCCAGUACUUCUUUUGGGCAAAGAGCGCUUUGCAGGAGUUGACAUAAGAGUCCGUGUGAAGGGUGGUGGUCAUGUGGCACAGAUUUAUGCAAUUCGGCAGUCUAUUUCCAAAGCACUGGUGGCUUAUUACCAGAAAUAUGUUGAUGAAGCAUCUAAGAAGGAGAUAAAGGAUAUCCUCAUCCAGUACGAUAGGACCCUUUUAGUUGCUGAUCCUCGACGUUGUGAGUCCAAGAAGUUUGGUGGACCUGGUGCUCGUGCACGUUACCAGAAAUCUUAUCGUUAAAAGGAAACUUUUUUGUGUAUUUGAAAUAAAGAAUAACAUUUAAUAA
Molecule: messenger RNA, 582 nt
Organism: Python bivittatus (Burmese python)
Lineage: Eukaryota; Metazoa; Chordata; Lepidosauria; Squamata; Pythonidae
Gene: RPS16
Product: ribosomal protein S16
Biological process (GO): translation; maturation of SSU-rRNA from tricistronic rRNA transcript (SSU-rRNA, 5.8S rRNA, LSU-rRNA)
Cellular component (GO): ribosome; cytosolic small ribosomal subunit
Molecular function (GO): RNA binding; structural constituent of ribosome
Source: RefSeq, a predicted model, not a curated record